AUGGGCGCCAGGGAACGCAGGAUGCGGGAGGCGCCCGCGCGCCUGCUGCUGCCGCUGCUGCCCUGGCUGCUGCUCCUGACGCCCGAGACGCGAGGCGCGCCCGGCUGCCCGGUGCCCAUCCGCAGCUGCAAGUGCUCGGGGGAGCGGCCCAAGGGGCUCGGCGGCGGCGCCCCCAACCCAGCGCGCAGGAGGGUAGUGUGCGGCGGCGGGGACCUCCCGGAGCCUCCCGAGCCCGGCCUCCUCCCGAACGGCACCGUCACGCUACUCCUGAGCAACAACAAGAUCACCGUGCUCCGCAAUGGAUCCUUCCUGGGGCUGUCCCUGCUGGAGAAAUUGGACCUGAGGAACAACGUCAUCAGCAUGGUGCAGCCGGGAGCUUUCCUGGGCCUGGGGGAGCUGAAGCGCUUAGAUCUCUCCAACAACCGGAUCGGCUGUCUCACCUCCGACACCUUCCAAGGCCUCCCCAGGCUUGUCCGGCUGAACAUAUCUGGAAAUAUCUUCUCCAGCCUGCAGCCCAGGGUCUUUGAUGAGCUGCCAGCCCUUAAGGUUGUAGACUUUGGCACUGAGUUCCUGACCUGCGACUGCCACCUAGACUGGCUGCUGCCCUGGGCCCGGAAUCACUCCCUGCAGCUGUCUGAGCGCACACUGUGUGCCUAUCCCAGUGCCCUGCACGGGCGCGCCUUGGGUGGCCUACAGGAGACACAGCUCCGCUGCGAGGGGGCCCUGGAGCUGCACACCCACCACCUCAUCCCCUCCUUGCGCCAAGUGGUGUUCCAGGGCGACCGGCUGCCCUUCCAGUGCUCCGCCAGCUACCUGGGCAAUGACACCCACAUCCGCUGGUACCAUAACCGAGCCCUGGUGGAGGGAGAUGAGCAGGCAGGCAUCCUCCUGGCCGAAAGCCUCAUCCAUGACUGUACCUUCAUCACCAGCGAGCUGACCCUAUCUCACAUCAGCGUGUGGGCCUCGGGCGAGUGGGAGUGCUCCGUGUCCACCGUCCAGGGCAAUGUCAGCAAGAAGGUGGAGAUUGUGGUGCUGGAGACCUCUGCCUCCUACUGCCCUGCCGAGCGCGUCGCCAACAACCGCGGUGACUUCAGGUGGCCUCGAACUCUGGCUGGCAUCACAGCCUACCAGCCCUGCCUACAGUACCCCUUUACCUCAGUACCCCUGAGUGGAGGUCCCCCAGGAACCCGAGCCUCCCGCCGCUGUGACCGGGCUGGCCGCUGGGAGCCAGGGGACUACUCCCACUGCCUGUACACCAACGACAUCACCAGGGUGCUGUAUACCUUCGUGCUGAUGCCCAUCAAUGCUUCCAAUGCGCUGACCUUGGCCCACCAGCUGCGAGUGUACACGGCUGAGGCUGCCAGCUUCUCAGACAUGAUGGAUGUAGUCUACGUGGCUCAGAUGAUCCAGAAAUUUUUGGGUUAUGUUGACCAGAUAAAAGAGCUGGUGGAGGUGAUGGUGGACAUGGCCAGCAAUCUGAUGCUGGUGGACGAGCACCUGCUGUGGCUGGCCCAGCGUGAAGACAAGGCCUGCAGCGGCAUCUUGGGCGCCCUAGAGCGCAUUGGGGGAGCUGUCCUCAGCCCCCACGCCCAGCACAUCUCUGUGAACUCCAGGAACGUGGCGCUAGAGGCCUACCUCAUCAAGCCACACAGCUACAUGGGUCUGAGCUGCACAGCCUUCCAGAGACAGGAGCUGGGGGUGGCGGGGACACGGCUGGGCAGCCCUGGCCACAGCACCCCACCUGAGCCUGAGCUCCUCGCUGACCAGCACCUCCGCUUUCGCUGCACCACAGGGAGGCCCAACAUUUCCCUGUCAUCCUUCCAUAUCAAGAACAGCGUGGCCCUGGCCUCCAUCCAGCUGCCCCCUAGCCUCUUCUCAUCCCUUCCGGCUUCCCUGGCCCCCCCGGCUCCCCCAGACUGCAUCCUGCAACUGCUCGUCUUCCGAAAUGGCCGCCUUUUCCGCAGCCCUGGCAACACCUCCCGGCCUGGAGCUAGUGGGCCUGGCAAGAGGCACGGCGUGGCCACCCCUGUCAUCUUUGCAGGCACCAGUGGUUGUGGCGUGGGGAACCUGACCGAGCCAGUGGCUGUGUCACUGCGACACUGGGCUGAGGGGGCUGACCCCAUAGCAGCCUGGUGGACCCAGGAGGGGCCCGGGGGCUGGAGCUCAGAAGGCUGCCAGCUGCGCUCCAGUCAGCCCAAUGUCAGCUCCCUGCACUGCCAGCACCUGGGCAGUGUGGCUGUGCUCAUGGAGCUGAGUGCUUUCCCCAAGGAUCCCGGGGGCUCUGGGGCCGGGCUGCACCCCGUCGUGUACCCUUGCACAGCCCUUCUGCUGCUCUGCCUCUUCUCUACCAUCAUUACCUACAUCCUCAAUCACAGCUCCAUCCACGUGUCCCGGAAGGGGUGGCACAUGCUGCUGAACCUAUGUUUCCACAUGGCCAUGACCUCUGCCGUCUUUGCAGGAGGCAUUAUGCUCACCAAGUACCAGAUGGUCUGCCAGGCGGUGGGCGUCACUCUACACUACUCUUCACUGUCCACACUGCUCUGGAUGGGGGUGAAGGCUCGAGUCCUGCACAAGGAGCUCACCUGGAGGGGGCCUCCUCCACAAGAAGGUGAGCCUCUGCCACCUGCUCCGCAGCCCAUGCUCCGGUUCUAUUUGAUUGCUGGAGGGAUCCCACUCAUCAUCUGUGGCAUCACAGCUGCGGUCAACAUCCACAACUACCGGGACCACAGUCCCUACUGCUGGCUGGUGUGGCGUCCCAGCCUCUGCGCCUUUUACAUCCCUGUGGCUUUGAUUCUGCUGGUUACCUGGAUCUACUUCCUGUGUGCAGGACUGCACUUACACGGUCCUCUGGCAAAGAGCCCAAAGGGCGGAGGCAGCAGAAUCUCCCUAGAGCCAGGAGAAGAACUGAGGGCUUCCACCAGGCUCAGGAACAGCGGCGCCCUCUUGAGUGACUCAGGUUCCCUGCUGGCAACUGGGAGCACAGGGGUGGCAACCCCAGGCUCCCAGGAGGACGGUGACGGCCUCUAUUCCCCAGGAGUCCAGCUGGGGGCACUGAUGACCACGCACUUCCUGUACCUGGCCUUGUGGGCCUGCGGGGCCCUGGCCGUGUCCCAGCGCUGGCUGCCCCGGGUGGUGUGUAGCUGUCUCUACGGGGUGGCAGCCUCCGCCCUGGGCCUCUUCAUCUUCACACAUCACUGUGCCAGGCGCCGGGACGUCAGGGCCUCCUGGCGAGCGUGCUGUCCCCUGGCUUCGCCUUCAGCUCCCCAUACCCCGACCCGCGCAGUGCCCACCACCAUUGAGGACGGUCCCUUUGUGGUGGCUGAGGGGCCUGCAUCCCUCCAGUCCUCCCCGAGCAGCAGCAGUGGGCCUUGCAAACUCACCAAUCUGCAACUAGCUCAGAGUCAGGGGUGCGAAGUGGGGAUGGCUCGCGGGGAUGGGGACCCAGAGGCCAUGAGUCCUCGAGCGUGCCUGGCCCCACGCCACCCCAACAACGUGCACCAUGGGCGCCGCGCGCACCGGAGCCGGGCCAAGACGCCCCGCGCGGGGGAGGCGGGUGGCAGGAGCCGGCUGCGGGCCAUGCGCACAGGCCUGGCCACGGGGGCGCUCGAGCCCCCCUCCAGCGAGAGCAGCAGCUUGCGCCGCAGCCCAAGCGACAGCCACCCGCCCGAGGGUGAGGCCGCGCUCACACUGUCCGAAGGUAGUGACACGAGUGCCACGCCGGCCCCUGACGCUGUGCGGCCCGGCCAGCGCCGCAGCAUCAGCCGCGACAACCUCAAGGGCGGCUGCGUGCCAGAGAAGGAGAACAAGCGGCGCUCGUACCCACUCAACAGCGCCAGCCUGAACGGCGCGCCCAAGGGCAGCAAGUACGACGAUAGUUCCACGGCGGGCGUGGAGGCGGCAGGCAGCGGCUGCAUGAAGACUGGCCUCUGGAAGAGCGAGACCACCGUCUAGGGCGAGCCGCCACACUUCAGGACGAGCCAAGCCAGCGGGCUGUUACAGCCCCAGCACCACCCCAGAACGCAGCCUAGGCUGCUGACCUGCAAAGCUCCCUGCCAGGUGGCCACUACCUGGAGGAAAGUGGCGGUGCUCACACCUGGAUUUGGGCAGGAAUACACGAACAGUGCUCUGAAGAUGGCUGCACCCAAACACUGCAGAUGGUGUUUGGAGAAGCACUUCUGUUGUUACAAAACCCAGUUUCCACUUCUAUGCAAGGACACAGGAAGAGCACCUCCUUGCCUCUGUGAGGCCAUACAGAAGCACUCCAGUAAUUCAGUCCCCAACUCCACAGCAGGAGAAACCUCCAUUAUGUCAAAACAGCUUCCUGACUCUGAAGAAACCCAAGCCAAGCCCUGAGGCGGGGACUAGGAUCCCUGCAGCUCAGCAUUCUGUGCCUUCACUACUUUAAAACACCAGCACCCAGACCUUUCCCUACACAAAAUACCAGCCUUACUGCAGGACCAAAUGCAAGUGGAGGGGGCCCUGGACCCUACGAAAAGCAAUGGGACCCAGGCUUAGCCCAGGUCCCCUCCCAGUCUUGAUGUAACCCUGGCCUACUCACCAUGUGAAAAAGGACACAGGGAGGGAAAAAAAUUCUGCUCCUUGAGAUAGAUCCUGUUAUUUAUGCUUGCUGCACAGACAAUAUUAGGGGGGAAAAAAAGCUUUGUAUUAUUCUUCCACAUACGCUGGCUGCUGUUUACAUACCCUGCCAAUGCCUUAGCACUGGAGAGCUUUUUGCAAUAUGCUGGGGAGAGGGAGGGAGGGAAUGAAAAGUGCCAAAGAAAACAUGUAUUUAAAAGCUCGGAUUUUAUACAAUAGAAUGUUUUCUAGCAGAUGUCUCUUGUUUUAAUAUAUUAAAAUUUUGCAAAGCUCUUUGAGCUAUAGCUGUAGUCCACCCAAGGUCCUUUUAUUAAUGAGGUAGACCACAUGACACCAUGCACAUAUAGCAUGCAAGUGCCCACCAGGAUCCAGAAUUGACAGGCCAAGAGUUUUCUAGCUAUGUCUCUGUGGGCAGCUGCAAAUGCCGGUGCCACAAGCAGCAAGAAGAGCCCCACAAGCCUGCAGAAUCAACAGCAGUGUGUUCAGUUCAAACGGGGCAGGGGGUAUGCACAGCCACUUUCUCCAAGUCUUAACAAGUCAGCCCACAGAACACAAAUGUCUGCAACCUGACAUCUGCAGCCAAGGGAUGGCCCUGGCCCCACCCACAACCUCACACAUACUCUUCCCAACUCCUCCCUAGGACCUAAAGUCCAACUAACUUCAGCACUCUUUUUGGUUCCUUCAAACAAGAAAUGACAUCC
Messenger RNA from Octodon degus (degu), 5297 nucleotides. It is a transcript of the gene Adgra2, whose product is annotated as adhesion G protein-coupled receptor A2. Gene Ontology annotation, biological process: central nervous system development; positive regulation of canonical Wnt signaling pathway; cell surface receptor signaling pathway. The coding region runs from base 1 to 3951 and encodes 1316 amino acids. Gene Ontology annotation, molecular function: G protein-coupled receptor activity; protein binding. The record is from RefSeq and is a predicted model, not a curated record. The transcript has 20 exons. Gene Ontology annotation, cellular component: plasma membrane; Wnt signalosome. Lineage: Eukaryota; Metazoa; Chordata; Mammalia; Rodentia; Octodontidae.